AUGCAAAUGUUAACAUUUCUUAUGAGUUUUUGUUUUUCACUUUCAACUGCUUUUUAUUUCCAUGUAGGGGAACGGGAAGAGAAGUGCAUAAUAGAAGACAUUCCAAGUGACACCUUGAUAACAGGGACUUUCAAGAUUCAACAGUGGGACUUGGGCAGACACGAUUUCCUUGAAGCUGCUCCUGGUCUGGGAAUGUUUGUGACUGUUACAACUUACAAUGAUGAGGUAUUACUGUCAAAGUUAUAUGGUCCACAAGGAACAUUCUAUUUCACUUCACAUUCAGCUGGCGAACACAUCAUUUGCUUAGAAUCUAAUUCUACAAGGCUUGUGUCAUUUGGAGGGAGUAAGCUGCGGAUCCACUUAGAUAUUCGAGUUGGAGAACAUGACCUUGAUGCAGCCAUUGCUCAAGCAAAGGACAAAGUUAAUGAAGUUAGCUUCAAGCUUGAACAUCUAAUUGAGCAAAUGGAGCAAAUAGUCAAAGAACAAAACUAUCAAAGGGACCGUGAAGAAGAAUUUCGAAUGACCGGUGAAGAUACAAACAGCAACGUUUUAUGGUGGGCCUCUGCACAAACACUAAUCUUUAUCUCAGUUGGAAUCUUCCAAAUAAAGUACCUUAAAGAAUUCUUUAUAGCUAAGAAACUUGUUUAAAAAUAUUAAUAAAGGCAA
Kogia breviceps (pygmy sperm whale) is the source of this 666-nucleotide messenger RNA. The record is from RefSeq and is a predicted model, not a curated record. NCBI's taxonomy places the organism in Eukaryota, Metazoa, Chordata, Mammalia, Artiodactyla, Physeteridae.